Molecule: messenger RNA, 883 nt
Organism: Scylla paramamosain (green mud crab)
Lineage: Eukaryota; Metazoa; Arthropoda; Malacostraca; Decapoda; Portunidae
Product: ctenidin-1-like
Exons: 2
Coding region: 336-674 (112 amino acids)
Source: RefSeq, a predicted model, not a curated record
AGGAGGGAAGGGCGUGGGGAGGAGGCGCCUCAGUGCUGCCUCAUCUGUUCUCACAAGUUGGUAGUGUAGUACAGUCAAGCAGCCUCGGAGGGAACUGAGAGUGUGCUGCUCUUCUGUUAUCUUUUGUAAUUCUUUUUCCAACACACACCCAGUGUGCAGCCCCAGAGGCGAAUGUCACUCAGAGGGAGCCUUCUCUCGCACGGCUCUCCUCACCUUCACCAACCACUGUCUUGCGGGGAGCACGGCAACAGGGCACAUGCCGGUCCCUCACUGUCAUCACUGUUCAUAUUAUCUUGUUUGGUGAUGCCGUGUUCUUGUUUUCUUUGAUAUUACAGAUGAGACCCAUCCACGCACUCCUGGCCCUAGCCCUUGUCGUGGCCUGCGUCAGCGCCGGCGGUAUUGGCGGCGGCGGCGGCUUGUACGGUGGAAGAGGAGGCUUCGGCGGCGGCGGCGGUGGCGGCGGCGGCUUCCACGGUGGAAGAGGAGGCUUCGGCGGCGGCGGCGGUGGCUUCCACGGUGGAAGAGGAGGCUUCGGAGGCGGCGGACGUGGCGGCAGCUUCGGCGGUGGCAGCUACGGUGGCGGCAGGUUCGGUGGCGGCAACUUUGGCAGCUUCGGCGGCAGCCAUGGAGGCAGCUUCGGAGGCGGUGGCUUCAGUAGCGGAUACGGCAAGUAAGACAUCUCUUUUACCUCUUCGCCACAACGCCUGAACGAAAGAGAUCCAGCCCAGGCGUGCAUCUGAGAGCGCGUGCGUGCACACGUGUGCGUGCACGUUUUCCAAAAAGAAGAAACAUAUUUUGAACCAUCUCAUCUUCACCUUCAUUUUCUCCCCGUCCAUCCUUUUCGAUCCCCGGCGAAGAAAUCAAUAAAUAAUAUACAAACUUA